Messenger RNA from Thyridium curvatum, 4017 nucleotides. RefSeq lists its product as uncharacterized. The coding region runs from base 1 to 4017 and encodes 1338 amino acids. The transcript is spliced from 4 exons. The record is from RefSeq and is a predicted model, not a curated record. NCBI's taxonomy places the organism in Eukaryota, Fungi, Ascomycota, Sordariomycetes, Thyridiales, Thyridiaceae. Gene Ontology annotation, cellular component: cytoplasmic vesicle; AP-2 adaptor complex. Gene Ontology annotation, biological process: intracellular protein transport; clathrin-dependent endocytosis; regulation of DNA-templated transcription. Gene Ontology annotation, molecular function: zinc ion binding; DNA-binding transcription factor activity, RNA polymerase II-specific; clathrin-cargo adaptor activity.
AUGCUCUCCGGUAUCCUGAUUUUCAACCAAAAGGGCGAGAACCUCAUUUUCCGCGCCUUCCGCAACGAUUGCCGCCCCCGCCUUGCCGAUGUCUUCCGCAUCCAGGUCAUCUCCAACGCCCAGGUGCGAUCGCCCAUCCUGACCCUCGGGAGCACGACCUUUAGCCAUGUCAAGCACGAGAACAUCUACCUGGUUGCCAUCACAAAGAGCAACGCCAAUGCCGCCCUCGUGUUCGAGUUCCUGUACCGCCUGAUCCAGCUCGGGCGCGGGUACUUUGGCAAAUUUGACGAGGAGGCUGUCAAGAACAAUUUUGUCCUUGUCUACGAGCUGCUAGAUGAGAUCAUCGAUUUUGGGUACCCCCAGAACACCGAGACCGACACCCUCAAGAUGUACAUCACCACCGAAGGGGUCAAGUCGGAGCAGCGGAUAGAAGACUCGGCAAAGAUCACAAUGCAGGCCACCGGCGCGCUGUCAUGGAGGAAAGCAGAUGUGAAAUACCGCAAGAACGAGGCGUUUGUCGACGUUAUCGAGGACGUUAAUUUGCUUAUGUCAGCGACCGGCGCGGUCCUGCGAGCGGAUGUCACGGGUCAGAUCAUCAUGCGGGCAUACUUGUCAGGGACCCCAGAGUGCAAGUUCGGCCUCAACGAUAGGUUACUUCUCGAUAAUGACGGGAUGAUGAGCCUGCCCAGCGGCAACCGGAUGGGGACCAAGGCGACCAAGGCCGCUGCUGGAAGUGUCACGCUAGAGGAUUGCCAGUUCCACCAAUGCGUCAAGCUAGGAAAGUUCGACUCGGAUCGCAUCAUCUCCUUUGUCCCGCCGGAUGGGGAGUUCGAGCUGAUGCGCUACCGUGCCACUGAGAACGUCAACUUGCCCUUCAAGGUCCACGCCAUUGUGAACGAGGUGGGCAAGACCAAGGUGGAAUACAGCAUUGGUGUCAAGGCGAACUUUGGGUCGAAGCUCUUUGCUACGAAUGUGGUGGUCAAAAUUCCCACGCCGUUGAACACGGCGAGAAUAAACGAGCGCUGCACCCAGGGCAAGGCCAAGUACGAGCCGUCGGAGAACAACAUUGUGUGGAAGAUUGGUCGCUUCACGGGCCAGUCUGAAUUCGUUCUGUCUGCCGAAGCCGAAUUGACCAGCAUGACCAACCAGAAGAGCUGGAGCCGGCCGCCCCUGAGCAUGAACUUCAGCCUGCUCAUGUUCACUAGUAGUGGCCUGCUUGUCCGCUACCUCAAGGUCUUUGAGAAGAGCAAUUACUCGAGCGUCAAGUGGGUGAGGUACAUGACGAGGGCGGGCAGCUACGAGAUUAGAGGUCGCAAGUCGAUUGACUCACCCUUCAAGGGGCAAUCCGAGCCGGCCCUACCACCCGGCACUUCCCAAGUGCCGGAGUCAAUCAUAUACCUCUCAGACUAUGUCGAACCCACAUGCAAUUACUGCGGCAAGAAGGGCGUCGACAUGCAUUGUAAUGGAUCCUUCGUCGCGUUUGACGACGGUACCUCUUUUGCUACCUACUACUGCAAUGAGGAAUGUCACGUACGGGACUUCGCCUCCUUGAACCAGAUCAUCGACCAGAUUGAUCGACCGAUCAAUCAGACAGCUAACCACCUCUGCAGUGCCACUGCCAUCUCUUUCUUCGACCAUAUCUACGGAGAGUGGCAAGCCCGGUCGAGCUCACCGGCCCUAAAAAAGAAGGUCUCGGGUCCGAUGAUUGCCCCUGCUCGGGAGAACCAGGACGGCGCCCGGGGCGAGGAGCAGAUCGACGAUGGGGACGAGGGCCGGGGCGGCCUUGUCGACUGGCUUCAGGAAGAUCUUGGUCUCCGCCAUACUCCAUCUCCUAUUCCCGAAGCGGUUUCUACCGCAAUAUGCGCGCCUCUUCUGCCGUCUCCUCCCUCGUCUGGCGAGGAGUUCGAUCCCUCUUCAGCCGCUGAUAGAACGCCGUCACCAGAGUCGCCGCAGCCAGAACGGCAGCGCGAGAGGGACCCUUCAGUCUCGAACGGGCCAUCGUCUGGCCUUGCCCGUCCCAUUGCAGACCACCGCACCCAUCGCUGGUCGACUCAAUGCAUUGCUUUCGCGAGCAUGGUUAAGCUUAACAAUAAGUCAUUCACCGGCUGCUGGACCUGCAGAUCUCGGAAAGUCAAAUGCGACGAGCAAAAACCGCAGUGCCAGAAGUGCAUCCAGCGCGAUCUCGAGUGUGAGGGAUACGGGCUCCGGCUGACCUGGGUCGUGGGCAGCGGAGAAGACGGUUUGGAUAGCCUUCUUGUUAACCAAGAGGAGGCCAACACUGCCUCGCCCAAUCGUCGACGCAGCAGACGUGCCUCGCCCAAUCGUCGACGCAGCAGACGCGCCGUCGAGCUUGUCGUCACUGGUCCCAGUCGCUGCUGGACCUCGCCGGAAAUUGACGCUAUGCUCGAGCGGAUAGACACCUGCCCUGAUGGUGCAUCAAGGAGCGAGGCUGGUGGAUUCUCCGUCUUCACUGCACGGCCACAGUCACGGUCAGAAACCCCGACAGGUACCACACCAAGGCGCCUCAACCCUUCCGACACCAGCUCGGGCGGUCAAUUUCCCAGAGACUUUAGAUCUGCGCACUCGGCUUCUCAGCCUCCUAUCGGGCCUCAGCCUGAUCUCGCCUCCGCUACAGAUCGGUGCCUCAUGCAUGGUGCGGCAAGUUUGACCGAGCUCCAGCCCCUGCCCGACAGUCCCCGUCCAGCGUUUUCAGGCUUCAGUCCCGGCCCGCAAAUUCCUGCGAAGCCGCUUGGGGACAUAGGAAAUACUGAGAUCACCCGAAACUCCACUUAUGAGUCCUCCACAUCAAUCGGCAUUCGUACCGGGGCCAUCGGAUCAAACGGGCCACAGUCCGAUAGCCUCUCCAAGACACCUGCUCCGAGACAUCUGGAUCUUCUUCAGGUGCCAGCUGCACAGAAGCGUUUGCUCCAUCACUGGGUGGCCUACACUAGCCGGAAGGUAGCUCUGAUUGAUGGUCCGCUGAAUCCCUGUCGCACGAUGAUGCUACCCAUGGCCCUCAGAGGACUCAUGUCAGGCUCCGACACAUCGACAUCGGACAUAGCUACUUUCCACGGCAUUUGUGCUUGCGCUGCAUACAAUUUGUUCGAGCUUGGGGGCAGGAAAGAGAGUCAUGAUUAUGAGCUCGCGUGUACCCAUGACCAGCAAGCCCUCCGGUACCUUUCACACAACCUGACCCAGGCCGACCAGCACCGUGACCAGUCAUUUGCUAUGGCCAUCAUGGCUUGCAUCACCAUUGACGCCAUCUCCGGCCGCACAUGUCGUUGGAGGGUACACCUCAAGGGUGGUCUGGCUUACCUCGACAACUUGGUGGCCAGAGCCACCGAAAUGGAUAGCUCGCCGGCUUUUCAGACACACCUGGUUGCGAUGGCUAUACUCUGCGGGCACCAGGUGCCCCCAGAGUACAAACGGUUUCUGGAUGGGCACAAGACCAUGGAACUUACCUUUCCAUACUACGGGGUCACGAACUCGUUUCUACAGAAUCUGGACCGCAUGAAUGAACUAAUAGCAGCAGAAGGGCUUCCCAGCCCUCGCGACCUCGACGCCUUUGAGCUUCAACUUUACCUCAAUUUCCCUUCCACGACAGAGAGCCCAUUGUCACAGACCCAGGCUACGAUGCUGCAACACAUGACGCAGGCGUUCUACUACGCAAGCCUUGUCUUUUUCCAACGGUCUGUUCGGGGUCAGCCCCUGGAUACGGUCCAGGAUAUGGUAGAGAACGGAGUCUCGCAGCUAGAAGGCAUCGAAUCAGUGAGCAACGGCACAGCAGGCUGCAUCAUGCUGUGGCCGGCCAUCGUGCUGGGUGCUGAAUGCGGCACGCCGGCAGUUCAAUCUCGCAUGAAGGCCUGGUUUCGCGCAAAGCAGCGGCUCGGGUUCCGGAACAAUGUCGUGAUUGGCGAGCUGGUGCAGACGGUCUGGGACAGCAGGGCGCUAGGUGACGAUGCUGUUGACUGGAGAGUGCUCAUAGACAAGGAACAAUUCGACGUGUUCAGGAUAUGA